AUCGAUCGAUCCGGCUAUUUACAUGAUUUAUCCUUUCAAUUCUGCUUAUAAAGUUGCAAUUGCCCCCGAAACAUGCCACCCUGCUGUAAGCUCUCAUUGGGGUUCAUCGGCAGCACGACGCGAUGAGAUUCCUUUCUGUGACUGCUGUCGCCUUACUGGCGGCACAAGCAGCUGGUGUCUCCAUCAAGCAUCACCUCCAUGGCUUCACGCUUCUGGAACACCCCGACCCGGCGAAGCGUGACUUGUUGCAGGACAUUGUAACAUGGGAUGACAAAUCUCUUUUCAUUAAUGGAGAAAGGAUUAUGAUAUUCAGUGGAGAAGUGCAUCCGUUUAGAUUACCGGUGCCUUCACUGCACCUCGACGUUUUCCAAAAGAUCAAGGCUCUUGGCUUCAAUUGCGUAUCUUUUUACAUCGAUUGGGCGCUGCUCGAAGGGAAGCCUGGCGAAUACAGGGCAGAGGGUAUUUUCGCCCUGGAACCUUUCUUCGAUGCAGCCAAGGAGGCAGGGAUUUAUCUGAUUGCCCGUCCCGGUCCGUACAUCAACGCCGAGGUUUCAGGUGGUGGUUUUCCCGGGUGGUUGCAGCGGGUCAACGGCACCCUCCGCUCGUCUGACAAGGCGUUUCUUGAAGCUACUGAUAACUAUGUCGCGCAUGUCGCUGCUACGGUGGCAAAUGCUCAGAUCACAAACGGCGGGCCUGUAAUUCUCUAUCAGCCCGAAAACGAAUAUACUGGUGCUUGCUGCGGGGUUGAUUUCCCAGAUGCAGACUACAUGCAAUAUGUUAUGGACCAAGCUCGGAACGCUGGUGUGGUUGUGCCUUUCAUCAGCAACGAUGCCUCAGCUUCAGGACAUAAUACUCCUGGAUCUGGGGUAGGUGCUGUCGAUAUCUAUGGCCAUGAUAGCUAUCCACUCGGCUUCGAUUGCGCAAACCCUUCUGUAUGGCCCAAGAAUAAAUUGCCCGAUAAUUUCCGAAAUCUCCAUCUCGAACAAAGCCCAUCAACACCAUACUCACUUCUUGAGUUCCAAGCGGGCGCUUUCGACCCCUGGGGCGGACCUGGCUUUGAAAAAUGCUAUGCUCUCGUUAAUCACGAGUUUUCCAGAGUGUUCUAUAGAAACGAUUUCAGCUUCGGAGUUUCUAUCUUUAACUUAUACAUGACCUUCGGCGGUACAAACUGGGGAAACCUCGGCCACCCCGGAGGAUAUACAUCCUAUGACUAUGGCUCGCCGCUAACUGAGACGCGGAACGUUACGCGGGAGAAGUACAGCGAUAUCAAGCUCCUCAGCAACUUUGCCAAAGUAUCCCCGGCCUAUCUCCUCGCUACUCCCGGAAACUUGAGUACCGGGGUCUACACAGACACCUCUGAUUUGGCUGUCACCCCAUUGCUGGGUGACCCUUCGGGCUCCUUCUUUGUGGUCAGACAUACGGACUAUUCCAGCCAAGAGUCCACCUCGUACAAGCUCAGGCUUCCUACAAGCGCUGGUAACCUGACCAUUCCGCAACUGGAGGGUAGCCUGAGCCUGAAUGGACGUGACUCGAAAAUUCAUGUUGUCGAUUAUAAUGUGUCUGGAACGAACAUUAUCUAUUCGACAGCUGAAGUCUUCACCUGGAAGAAAUUCCAUAAUAGCAAGGUUCUAGUUAUCUACGGCGGACCCAAAGAGCAUCACGAACUAGCCAUUGCCUCCAAUUCAAAUGUAACUGUCAUUGAGGGUUCAGAUUCUGAAAUUACCACGAAGAACAAGGGAAGCUCUGUUAUCAUUAGCUGGGAUGUCUCGCCUACACGCCGCAUUGUCCAAAUCGGUGAUUUGAGAGUGUUCCUGCUCGAUCGAAACUCUGCUUAUAACUACUGGGUUCCUGAGCUUCCCACGGACGGUACCUCUCCCGGCUUCAGUACUUCGAAGACGACCGCCUCAUCCAUCAUUGUCAAAGCCGGCUACCUUGUCCGUGGCGCUCACCUAGAUGGUGCUGACCUUCACCUUACUGCUGAUUUCAACGCGACAACCCCGAUCGAAGUGAUUGGGGCUCCAACCAGUGCUAAGAAUCUAAUUAUCAAUGGCGAAAAGGCGAGCCACACCGUCGACAAGAACGGAAUCUGGAGCAGCGAGGUCAAGUAUACGGCUCCAGAAAUCAAGCUCCCUAGCUUGAAAGAUUUGGAAUGGAAGUACCUGGACACGCUCCCUGAGAUCCAGCCUUCAUAUGAUGACUCCGCCUGGCUGUCUGCAGACCUCCCAACGACAAAGAAUGACCACCGUCCUCUUGACACUCCAAAAUCACUGUACUCUUCCGAUUAUGGUUUCCACACUGGCUACUUGAUCUACAGAGGCCACUUUGUUGCCAACGGCAAGGAAAGCGAGUUUUUCAUCCGCACACAGGGUGGCAGUGCAUUCGGAAGCUCUGUAUGGUUGAACGAGACGUAUCUGGGUUCUUGGACUGGUGCAGAUUUUGCCGCGGACAAUAAUUCGACCUACAGACUUUCUCAACUCGAGUCGGGCAAGCACUAUGUGAUCACCGUAGUUGUGGAUAACCUGGGACUCGACGAGGAUUGGACGGUGGGUGAAGAAGGGACGAAGAAUCCUCGUGGUAUUCUCAACUAUGACCUCCGUGGACAAGAUGCCAGCGCAAUUACCUGGAAACUCACAGGUAACCUUGGGGGCGAAGACUACAAGGAUAAGACCAGAGGGCCUCUCAACGAAGGUGGACUCUACGCAGAGCGUCAAGGAUUCCAUCAGCCUCAGCCCCCGAGCGACUCAUGGAAAUUGGGUAGUCCCCUUGAAGGUCUGUCGAAGCCUGGUAUUGGUUUCUACACUGCCCAGUUCGACCUCGAUCUCCCCAAAGGCUGGGAUGUGCCGCUCUACUUCAACUUUGGCAACAACACCAAGGCGGCUCGAGCACAGCUCUACGUGAACGGAUACCAGUACGGUAAGUUCACUGGAAAUGUUGGACCUCAGACCAGCUUCCCUGUGCCCGAAGGUAUCCUGAAUUACCGUGGCACCAACUGGGUGGCACUGAGCCUUUGGGCCCAGGAGACGAACGGUGCGAAGCUGGGAAGCUUCGAAUUGUCAUACACCACACCGGUGCUGACUGGAUACGGGGACGUUGAAUCACCCGACCAGCCCAAGUACGAGCAGCGCGAGGGAGCGUACUAAUCUGCUUAUUGUUGAAGUAGCUGUGAGGGGUAAUGUUAAGGAAUGUGCUAUGCGAAGGAUAUACAGUAUAUAGCUG
Molecule: messenger RNA, 3216 nt
Organism: Aspergillus alliaceus
Lineage: Eukaryota; Fungi; Ascomycota; Eurotiomycetes; Eurotiales; Aspergillaceae
Product: glycoside hydrolase family 35 protein
Exons: 9
Coding region: 123-3140 (1005 amino acids)
Biological process (GO): carbohydrate metabolic process
Cellular component (GO): vacuole
Molecular function (GO): beta-galactosidase activity
Source: RefSeq, a predicted model, not a curated record